Molecule: messenger RNA, 585 nt
Organism: Penicillium verhagenii
Lineage: Eukaryota; Fungi; Ascomycota; Eurotiomycetes; Eurotiales; Aspergillaceae
Exons: 2
Coding region: 1-585 (194 amino acids)
Source: RefSeq, a predicted model, not a curated record
AUGGCCUACGAACAUCCAGCACUUGAGGGCUGCACUAACCAACUGGCCGAUACGGAGGCCGCUUUGUACGGCGCUGUAGCAACACUCCGUGAGAUGAGAAUUAGACCAUCGGCGUUGGUCGAAGCUUCCGCCAAAGCAGAAGGGCAAAGGCAGAAGUCGGGACGCAUGGAGGAAUGGGCCCAGUACCCUUUACAAGAUUGGACCGGUAUAGAGCAUUGGAUGGCCGCGGUUUCUGACCAGUUCACGGUCGAAAGACAACCUAUUGACCCGAUCGGGGAACCUCAUGGGCAAAUGGAUCAGUUUGUUGCCUCCCGGAAUAGCAGCAUAGCUCGGAGUGCUGCAGACACGGAGUCGGCUUACACCGGGCAACUCCCGGGUGACAAUGAUAUCCACAUUCGCCCGGAGAGGAUGAACUUGCCGGGAGCUUCACAGCAUACCAGCAUGGUGGGGUCUGACGGUGUGGCGGCUAGCGGGAGUGUAGGGCACACCGGCAUGGUGGGGGCUAACCGUGGUGAUCAAGCCAAAGUGACAGAGCGGUCCAGGGCAGCGGAGCUGUCGACAAGUAAAUCCGAUAUAUAUUUUUGA